AUGGGUUGCACCGCCUCGAAGAUGGAGCACGCAGUGACGGAUGACAUCAACGGCAGGGCCGACAUCGAGGAGGCACGCGCGGAGAUCCAGUCGCUCAAGGACGAGAUCCAGGCGCUCAAGGACGAGAACCAGGCGCUCAAGGACGAGAACCAGGCGCUCAAGGCGGGGACGCCGGACGACUCCGACAAGUGUGGCACUUCGCGCUACAUCAAGGCCGACGCGCUCGUGAACAAGGUGCAGGAGCUCAAGAUUGAGGUCCAAUCGCUCAAGGCGGGGUCGACGCCGGACGGCUCCGACAAGCUUGGCACUUCGCGUGACGUGAAGGCGCUCGAGGACGAGGUCCAGUCGCUCAAGGCGGAGAAGCCGGACGGCUCCGACAAGUUUGGCACUUCGCGCGACGUCAAGGCACGCCCGCCCCCCACACCCUCGAUCUUCCUGGUUCUUGCCGGCCUCGAGGCGCUCGUCGGGGCGCCGCUCAUGGUGGACGGCUCGCUCUUCAAGGCCAUGGAGACGGAGCACUGCGGCGAGAAGGAUGCGGACGUGCCGUUCGACACCUCCAACGGCAUCAAGGGCGCGACCUCCAAGCUGGAGUGGGAGUUUGUCGUCGCGCCUGUCGAGGACCAGGACGGCCGCUACGCCGAGCGCGGCGGCGACUUCCGCACGGCCCACUCCGAGUGGUGCCGCAAGCCGGAGCCGCUCCCGGUCUACGAGGCGAAGAUGGCGGACGAGAUGAACCCGAGGCUCGAGGCGGCGGGGCAGGCGCCGCUCACCAAGGAGGAGCUCGUCGCCGGCCGGCUGUACACGGGGCCGAUGUACGAGAAGUACAACGCCGUCCUUCGCUUCUUCGCGGCGCUCGGCGCCGACGGCGCUGUGCGGCUGGUGUACGCCUCGAUGGAGGAGGUGCCCUUUCUGCAGAAGAAGUGCGGCUGGCUUCACCUCGGCGAGUGGGUUGCGACGGCGGCGGGCAAAGGCGAGCCGGCCGCGGUGCGCUGGACGUGGAACAACAAGUACACGACCACCAUCCACGCGAUCAACUCGAUCAUUGUCAAGCUGUCGCCGCUGACCAAGAUCACGCCGCUCUACCGCGGCUGGGCGGGCGCCACGCUCCCGGAAGCCUUCUUCAAGCCGGACGCGCUGGGCUUCCGCGGCGGCGUCGAGUACGGCUUCUCGUCGACCACCACCGACCGCGCGCAGGCGGUGCACUACGCGGAGGGCAAGGCGUCGACGGUGCUCGAGCUCGGGAUGGGCAUGAUCGACCGCGGCGCCGACAUUGCGUGGCUCUCGCAGUACCCGCACGAGAGGGAGACGCUGCUGCCGCCGCUCAUGGGCCUGCAGGUGCGUUCGACGGGCGUGGAGGGCAGCACGAUCGUCAUCCAGAGCAGCUUCUCCAUCAACAUGGCCUCGCUCACGCUCGAGCAGGUGGCGGGCAAGCGCAAGAAGCUGCUCACCGACAUGGGCGCGCAGAUGGCGGCGGAGGUGCGCCGGGGGGUGGCUGGGGAGGCAGCGGAGGAGGCGUCGCAACUAGUUCGCGUGCAUCUCGGCCUCGAGCGAUGCGCGGACGCCGGUGCGGCGGACGAGCGGCUCGAGGCGCCGCUCGGCGACGAGGCUGAGGCGUACAACAACGACCUGCGCUUCCAAGCGGCGGUCGGCGACGCGCUCAAGGUGAAGCGCGCGGCGGUGCUCGCGGCGACGAUGCAGCACGGCGGCGGCAGCGGGCUUGCCGCGGCGAUGGAUACGGUACUGCCGCUGCAGGCCAGCGGCGUCGAUUUGACGGGGUUCCCCCUUGGGACUACCGGCUGGAUCAAGGCGAGCGAGGUCGAGGGCGAGUCCAAGGAGGUCGGGGCGAAGGUGAUCUACCAGGGGCGCGAGAUGGUUGUGAGCACGGGCGUGACUCGCGACUCCGAGGACGAGGAGGACGGCAAACUGAAGCUGGUCGAUGACGGGAUGGUGGGAACAGUGGUCGCGUGGAUGGAGUCGGAGCCGUCGGCGCUGACGUCGCUGACGCUCGACUGGGGCAAGGUGUGCGGCCGCGUGCGGGAGGCGCUGCUCGGCGCGGUGCGGAAGACGCACACGCUCGUCGCGCUGAGCGUGGGCGAGAUUAAGGCGAUGCCGCUCAACCCGCUGCAGCUCAACGGGCGCGAGGCGGUGCCGUCGCUCGAAUUGUCGUCGAAGUUCCUCGGACCCGCAUCGGCUGCGGUCGUCGCGGCGGGGGUUUCGGUCAACGGGGUGCUGACCUAUCUGAGCCUCCGGGGCAAUGGCAUCGGCGACGAGGGCGCCAAGGCGCUAGCAUCCGCUCUUCGAGUCAACGCGGUGCUGACCAACUUGAACCUCCAUGGUAACAGCAUCGGCGCAGAGGGCGCAAAGGCAAUCGGCGAGGCGCUUGCGGUCAAUGGGGUGCUGAAAUACCUCAACCUCUGGGGCAACAGCAUCGGCGACACAGGCGCCACCGCAAUCGCAGACGCUCUGCGGGGCAACGGGGUGCUCACCGACCUCAACCUCGGCCACAACCAGAUCCGCAACGGGGGCGCCGCUGCGAUCGUCGAGGCGCUGCGCGUCAACGGGGUGCUGAAAACACUCAACCUCGACGGCCACCAGCUCGACCUGCCAAAGCUGCGUGGCACCGAUUCGGUGACCUCCCUCGACCUCUCGCGCAAGAGCCUCGGACCCGUCUCGGCUAUCGUGAUCGCGUCGCUGGUUUCAGGCAAUGAGGUGCUGAAAAGCAUCAACCUCGAGUACACCAAUUUGGGCCCCACCGGCGCGACUGCGAUCGCCGAGGCGCUGCGCGGCAACGGGGUGCUGACGAGCAUCGACCUCCAAGGCAACAAUUUCAGCAAAGAGGGGAAGAAAGCGAUUCAGGAUGCGGUGAGCGGGCGGGAAGGGUUCAAGCUCAAGAUGUGAGUGGGCUCUGAGAGCGGAGUCGGCCAGGGGGACGUACGUGCAUGGGAUUAGAGUCUUGAGAAACGC
Messenger RNA from Emiliania huxleyi CCMP1516, 2964 nucleotides. RefSeq lists its product as hypothetical. Gene Ontology annotation, biological process: nucleocytoplasmic transport; activation of GTPase activity. Lineage: Eukaryota; Haptophyta; Isochrysidales; Noelaerhabdaceae. Gene Ontology annotation, molecular function: small GTPase binding; GTPase activator activity. The transcript has 5 exons. Bases 1 to 2898 code for a protein of 965 amino acids. The record is from RefSeq and is a predicted model, not a curated record. Gene Ontology annotation, cellular component: cytosol; perinuclear region of cytoplasm; nucleus.